Messenger RNA from Colletotrichum karsti, 2688 nucleotides. RefSeq lists its product as uncharacterized. The transcript is spliced from 4 exons. NCBI's taxonomy places the organism in Eukaryota, Fungi, Ascomycota, Sordariomycetes, Glomerellales, Glomerellaceae. Gene Ontology annotation, biological process: nuclear envelope organization. Bases 1 to 2688 code for a protein of 895 amino acids. Gene Ontology annotation, molecular function: phosphoprotein phosphatase activity; protein phosphatase regulator activity. The record is from RefSeq and is a predicted model, not a curated record. Gene Ontology annotation, cellular component: Nem1-Spo7 phosphatase complex.
AUGGCCGACGUCGACUCCAUUGUCAAGGGCGCUCCGCCUCCGGGCAAGGAGAGCAAGGCCGCCGUCGGGACCACCGGCGUCGCCCCGGACGCCGGCAAGCAAGGCGAUCCUUUGAGCCACACCCCGAGCUCCCCGUCCAUGAUCUACCUCAACCUCCUGAUCCUCGAGGCCUCCCUUCGCGCCCAGUACCUCGAGCUCCGCGCCCGCCGUCGUCACCACACCUUCUUCUUCACCCUGCUCACCGCCUGGAUUUGCGGCUUCGGCUACGCCCUCUUCUUCGCCCCGCGCGAGGAUGGCCGCGGCGUUGGCGGCUCCGUUUAUUGGGGUGUCGAGACUUUCGAGAAGAUUUGCUUUAUGGGAGGCGUCAUGACCGCCAUCCUUGUGUGGGCUACCGGCAUCUGGGAGCGUGGGAUACGGUGGCCGCGCCGCUGGUUUGCGAUUUCAAACCGUGGCCUGCGCGGCUUCAAUUGCAAGCUUGUCAUCAUUCGCAGGCCGUGGUGGGCGGAAAUGGGCUCGACGAUUGGAUUCUUCCUGACAUACGGCCUCUUUUCCCACACCGCGAGCUCUUCCUACCGUUACGUUGAACCGUCUAUCCUGCGCGAAGUCGAGAAGGAGCUGAGCCUCACCGCCGACAACCAUCCCACGCUGCCGAUCCUAGUCGAAGAUGAAGAGAAGGGCGGACACGAAGAGGACCUCGCCCCCGGAGGAGACUACGUCAAGCUGCUUUUACUCGCGAAACCGUUCACGCCGACAUUCAGAGAGAACUGGGAAAUCUACCGCACGGAAUACUGGGAGAAGGAAAACGAGCGCCGCGCCCUCAUCCAGAAGAAGCUCGCCGCCCGCGAUCGCCAGGUCGCCAAGCAGCGCUGGGGUAUCUUCUGGUGGCUGCCCUGGCACCGCGUCGACCGCAUCAACCCGGCCGCGACCGCCCCCUCCCGCCAAGGCAGCGAAAAGACGACGAUCCACCCCCGCGCCGCCGCCAUCGAGCGCGAGCACAGGCGCCGGAGUAGUACCACCAGCGUCCCGCGCCGCAGCUCGACGAGCUCGGCACGCAGCCUGACGCCCUCCGUGGCAUCAGGCGCGGAAGACGGAGACGGAACCGUCAGCAGGAAAGCCAGCACGGGCUCCAACGCUUCCGAUAAGAGGAGGAAGAAGCUCGGGUCCAUGUCCAAGUCGAAGCGUCCCCACAUCGAGUCGAGAUCCGUCACCCCUGACAUACCCUCGCCCCUGGCCAGAGAGAGCAGCAUGACGCGGUCGGACAGCGGUUCUGGGGCCGAGUCCGUGGCCGAGAGGUCGUUACGGCAUUCGUCUUCCAAGGCUAGCAUCAGCUCUUCCGCCAACUCCGUGCGGGAGAAGCAGCGGAAAGGGCUAUCAACAGGCGAUGAUGUCAUGGUAGAGUUCCGCGCAGAUGCCGAUACCUUUGCCAAGGAGCCAAACUUGCAAGCCUCUCGGAACGACGGCGCCGAGCCGGAGUUCGACGUAGAGCCCAGUGAAAUCGAUUCGGUGAUAUCUGACACUGAGAGCAUCUGGUCAGACGAAGGAAGCAAUAGCUCGAUGUCUUCUGUCCAAGGAAUCGGAAUGCAAGCCUUGAGGGAGGUUCUUGCAGACCUCUUCGCCAAAGAGGCUGUCGUAGCCUCCGCUUUUGGGGCCGGCUUGAACACAGAGGGUGCCGGGGCAGAGAGAAUCGCGAAGGAGUUUCGUCAUGGGUUGCGAGACUUGGGUAAGGCAUUGAAGGGUGACUCUAGGACCCUGGAGCAGCGAACAUGCGCGAGUCGCGUCAGGAGAGAUGCAGCUUAUAUCACUGACAUCGUCAGAAAACGCUGCGAUCCUAAGUUCGAAUCUCCCCAUCUGCAUCUUGACAACGAUCGAUUGUCGAGGGAAGCGCUGCGACGACACAUCAUGACCAUGUGGAGCAAGAGCACGAAAAAGACGGAGAACUCACAGUCCGGACAACAAGAGUCCUGGGAGAGCAGUGACGACGACCAACUUGAUCCUGAAACGGAGAAGGCUCUGGCAAUGAGGAUGAAAGAAGUUGAGGGCUUCAUCUUGAACAGCAGACACAUGACGGCUUUGAGAGAGAGGCUUCAAGGCCUGACUAAUAUGGUGCUUCUACCCACCUCAGACAAUGUAGAGUCAUCGAGCACAUGCCGGUCGCCAAAGGACUUGUCUCUCUCCGAACUUAUCGAUAAGUGGCUCCCCCAAUGGUUCGACUUUCUUUUGGAAAUCCCGGCUCCUCCUAGUGUGGAACGUAUGAGAUGGACUUGCGGAUGCGGCAAGCGUCUAUAUGACGACUAUCACGGCCUCACAUCUGCUGAAUUGGAGAAGCUGAGGAUCUUUUUAGACAGCUCAGCCUCAUUCCACCAGGCUCAGUCGACAACUGAAACUCAAACAUCGACGGGUUGGAACUCUGUGCUCAGCUUCGUACCAAUCAAGAAGGACACUCAGCUGGAAGGGGCUGUCAACUGCCCCAUGCCCGGUUGGGGCAUCUAUUUCGAGGAAGGGUGGGAUAUUAAAACGAUAUGUGUUGUGGUAACGGUCCUCAUGAUCGUCACCAGCAUCGUGUUGGGGGUCACUUGGUGGAAGGUUGAGUCGGACUUCUCGGGCGGUUGGGGCGUGGCCAGUUUCUGCGUCACGGCGGCGACGUUGGUCGUGACGGUUUUGGUGAUUCUUGGAAAGCAGAGUUACUGA